AUGAAUAAGACUCUCUUCUUUGCAUUUCUGUUCGGAUGGUAUUUCUGUUCGAUAACACUCUCCAUAUAUAACAGAUGGAUGUUUGAUCCGAAGGACGGAUUAGGUAUUGGAUACCCUGUCUUGGUGACGUCGUUCCACCAAACUAUCCUAUGGUUACUGUCCGGGAUGUAUAUCAAGGUUAGACAUACACCAGUAAGGAAUGUAAUGAGACGAGAUAAUAAAGUCAACUGGAGUUUUUUCCUAAAAUUUUUAGUUCCUACAGCAAUUGCUUCUGCAGGUGAUGUGGGGCUCAGUAAUGUUUCGUUUAAGUAUGUUCCAUUGACGGUUUAUACUAUUAUCAAAUCUUCCAGUAUUGCCUUUGUUCUUUUAUUUGGUUGCAUCUUCAAACUGGAGAGAUUCCAUUGGAAAUUGGCUAUUGUGGUAACUAUCAUGUUCGGAGGUGUGGCAUUAAUGGUUUUUAAACCAAUGGACCCAAAGAGUGCUGAAAAUGACCAGGCCUUGAUAAUUUUCGGCAGUUUCCUUGUCUUGGCAAGCAGUUGUCUUUCCGGAUUGAGAUGGGUUUAUACGCAGUUGGUAUUAAGGAAUAAUCCACUUCAAACCGACGUGGUAGCCGUAGAAGAAUCUAAUGAUACCCUCUUCGCGGUAAACGAGGAAAAUGCGGAUGAUGAACCUAUUGUUAAUCCCGCUAAUAACAAGAUGCUAGAAAACUCAAGAGGGGGCAAGCCACACCCAAUCCAUACGAUAUACCAGUUGGCUCCGAUAAUGGCAAUAACUCUGUUACUUACAUCCUUACUCGUGGAAAGACCAUUUCCUGGCAUAUUUCAUUCUAGCUUAUUUAAGUUUAACGUCGGAAAUGGCAGUGGUGAUACAGAAACAAGUAUUUUGUCCAUCGCAAAGGGCUUUGUCUUAAUGAUUUUGCCAGGCUUUGCAGUCUUUUUGUUAACAAUUUGUGAGUUCAGUAUUCUAGAACAAACACCCGUAUUGACUGUAUCUAUUGCUGGUAUCGUAAAGGAAGUUUUGACAAUUAUAUUUGGUAUGAUUAUUCUUUCCGAAAGGUUAAGCGGGGUUUAUAAUUGGUUAGGUAUGCUGAUCAUUAUGAUGGAUGUUUGCUACUAUAAUUAUUUCAGGUAUAAACAAGACUCAAUACAGAAGUAUAGACUAACUUCAGCUGAAGAUAGCGACAAAGAAUUAGAGGGGCUUCAAACCUUCGAACACUUAGGAAGCAAAAAAAGCGCACCUUAUUCUAUUACUGUUGACUUAACAAACCAAGAGUAUGAGCUUGAUAUGAUUGCUCAAAACGCUAGCCAUUCAUCCCAGCAGGUCUGA
Messenger RNA from Saccharomyces eubayanus, 1326 nucleotides. RefSeq names its product Ymd8p (gene YMD8). Gene Ontology annotation, molecular function: antiporter activity. Lineage: Eukaryota; Fungi; Ascomycota; Saccharomycetes; Saccharomycetales; Saccharomycetaceae. Gene Ontology annotation, cellular component: endoplasmic reticulum-Golgi intermediate compartment; Golgi apparatus; cis-Golgi network. The transcript has a single exon. Bases 1 to 1326 code for a protein of 441 amino acids. Gene Ontology annotation, biological process: UDP-glucose transmembrane transport. The record is from RefSeq and is a predicted model, not a curated record.